UCUAGCAUGAUGUCUUAUCUCAAACAGGCCCCGUACGGCAUGAACGGACUGGGGCUGAGCGGCGCCGCCAUGGACCUGCUGCACCCGUCUGUGGGAUACCCCGGGAAUCCCCGGAAGCAGCGCAGGGAGAGGACGACCUUCACCAGGACGCAGCUGGACAUUUUGGAGUCGCUGUUCGCCAAGACGCGCUACCCGGACAUCUUCAUGAGGGAGGAGGUGGCGCUGAAAAUCAACCUGCCGGAGUCCAGAGUGCAGGUCUGGUUCAAGAACCGGCGAGCCAAGUGCCGGCAGCAGCAGCAGAGCGGCAGCAGCACCAAGGUGAGACCAGCGAAGAAGAAGUCGUCCCCGACCAGGGAGAGCACGGGCUCGGAGAGCAGCGGCCAGUUCAGCCCCCCGGCGCCGUCCAGCUCCUCCUCUUCCUCUACCUCCUCCUCCUCCUCCUCUUCCUCCUCCUCUUCCUCCUCCGGCCUGGGCGCCCCGGGCCUGAUCAGCACCUCCUCCUCCGUCACCGCCCCUGUCUCAUCCAUCUGGAGCCCAGCUCCCAUCUCGCCGGCACCAGCGCCGGCCGUGCUGCCGGACGCCGCCGCGCCCACCAGCGCCUCCUGCAUGCAGAGGUCGGCAUCGUCAUCCGGCAGCGGGGCCACGCCCUCCUACCCCGUGUCCUACGGGCAGACGGCGGCGGCGUACGGGCAGGGCUACCCGGCCUCGGCGUCGGGCUCGUACUUCAGCGGCGUGGAGUGCGGCUCGUACCUGGCGCCGGUGCACUCGCACCACCACCACGCGCACCACCCGCACCAGCUCAGCCCCAUGACGGGUUCGUCCAUGUCGGGUCACCCGCACCACCACAUCGGGCAGGCGUCGGGUCACCACCACCACCACCACCCACCCCACCACCACCACCACCAGGCCUACAGCACGCCCGGCCUCGCCUUCAACUCCUCAGACUGUCUGGACUACAAGGAGCAGACGGCGGCGUCGGCAUGGAAACUCAACUUCAACGCCUCCGACUGUUUGGACUACAAAGACCAGGCGUCCUGGCGUUUCCAAGUGCUGUGACUCUCCUGAGGCUUUUCCUCGCUCUGUCCCUCAAAGAAGAAGUAUUCUUUUUAUUUU
Molecule: messenger RNA, 1113 nt
Organism: Myripristis murdjan (pinecone soldierfish)
Lineage: Eukaryota; Metazoa; Chordata; Actinopteri; Holocentriformes; Holocentridae
Product: homeobox protein OTX1 B
Exons: 3
Coding region: 7-1056 (349 amino acids)
Biological process (GO): regulation of transcription by RNA polymerase II; multicellular organism development
Cellular component (GO): nucleus
Molecular function (GO): RNA polymerase II cis-regulatory region sequence-specific DNA binding; DNA-binding transcription factor activity, RNA polymerase II-specific
Source: RefSeq, a predicted model, not a curated record